Molecule: messenger RNA, 1554 nt
Organism: Diaporthe amygdali
Lineage: Eukaryota; Fungi; Ascomycota; Sordariomycetes; Diaporthales; Diaporthaceae
Exons: 3
Coding region: 1-1554 (517 amino acids)
Molecular function (GO): heme binding; iron ion binding; monooxygenase activity
Source: RefSeq, a predicted model, not a curated record
AUGGGCGAGCAAAUGAACACAACCAUAGUGGUUCUGCGAAGGCUUGUCCUCAGCGGUUUCCCUUGCCCCGUGCUGCUGGCUGGCCUCCUCAUCACAUUGUUGGUUUUGAUGCUUUACCGCCGGUAUGCAACACCUCUGAGUAACAUACCUGGGCCUUUUUGGGCGUCCGUGAGUCGACUAUGGCAUACAAAAAUGAUACUGCGAGGCAAUCAAGGCGAGGAGUUGCUCCAGCUGCACCAAGAAGUCAAAGGCCACUUUGUUCGUAUCGCGAACAAUGAGGUCAGCGUCUGCCAUCCUGAGGCUUUCAAGGAGCUUCUCUUAACACCUCUCCGAAAAGAUGCAUUUUACAGAAUCUUUGCCUUUCCAGAUUCCAGAUACACGAAUGGCAUGGCAGUCCUGGACCCUAGACAAAAGUCUGAGCACUCGCGGAAUUUUGCUCCUGGCUACAGUCUGUCUAAUAUGGUCAAUUGCGAGGAGGCCAUCGACAAAGUCAUUGGCUUGUUGAUGGAUUGGAUGAGCAAAUAUGCUGAUAGUGGUGAGCCUAUGCAUCUUGAUCGCUUUUGCACCUUCACCUCGAACGACGUCACGAGUGAAGUCCUCUUCUCGCGGCCGUAUGGCUUUCUGGAGAAGGGCUAUGAUAUUGGAAAUGCCAUCGCAAACAACGUGCGUCUCGGCCGUUUCGCAGCUGUGGCAGGCCAUCACUGGAUCAUGCUGAUGAUUCACGCCAUUCUCCUCGCGAACCCAAUUACUACAUGGCUCGGUGUCCUGCCUACUGGCCACAUUUUGGAGGUCACUAUGAAAUCGCUCCGUGAGCGUGAGAACAGGGAAACCAAAGGGGGCAAUCGCUUCGAUCUGCUGGAAUAUUGGCUGAAAACACUUCGUGACCACCCUGAUCGGCUUGACCUGAACACAGUCCAGGGCCAGACCAUUGGAACUGUCGCUGCUGGUGGAGACGCCACGUCGACGGCACUUCAAUCCUUUUUCUACCACAUGAUUAGGCACCCGACAGCGUGGCAACAAGUACGAGAUGAGAUUGAUGCUGCGAGCAAGUCAGGAAGGUGCCAAGACAGAAUCAUCAGCUUCGCUGAUACCCAGAAGCUCCCCUUCUUGCAAUUAUGUAUCAAGGAGGCCAUGCGUGUCUUUUCACCAGUCCACCAGGGUCUUCCACGUGUGGUUCCGAAGCACGGUGUGACAAUAGGAGGCCAUGCAUUUUCAUAUGGCGCCAUCCUUUCCGUUAGCGCCUUUGUGAUGCAUAGAUCCGAGGAAAUUUGGGGGCCGGAUGCACAUAAUUUCAAUCCUGACCGGUGGUACUCGGCAGAUAUCUCUUCGAAAGAGAAGUGUUUCAUCCCAUUUGGUGGUGGCUACAAUGCUUGCCCCGGUCAGCACCUUGCAAGAAUGGAAGUCGCCAAGAUCUGUGCUACUAUAGUCAGGGAUUACGACAUAAGGCAGGUCGAGCCACAGAAAAAGUGGUCGUACAAAGCGUACUUUGGUGUGGUUCCACAUUCUUGGCCCGUGUUUGUUGACAACAGAGCGGGCUGGGAGCAUCAUUGGUAA